UCCCCGGGUCUCCUCUUUGGAGAGAAAAGCUCUGAGCAUCAGGGAGAUGCUCCAGUGAAAAAGAGACCAAAGUCGUCUCCUUUGGAUGUAGGUUUGCACAGAGAAGUUUCUGCAGCUAGCCCUCCCUAUCAAAGCAUCUUCUGGUGCUGCAGGCACUGGAGAUGGAGAAUGAGGUUGGGAAAUCCGUGGAUAAUCAAAUGGACAAAUACAUAGUGACCAUAAUGGGGAAAUCGGAAAGCCAAAUGGAUAUUGUGGAAAAAUCAACCAGAUCUGGACAGAAGUCCUGGAGCUUGAUAGCUCUCAGUCUGUCUGUGUUGCUAGUCCUCAUGACCUGUGCUGUCGUGGCCCUUGUAAUUCUGUACUCGAGUAGCAGAGAUCUGCAAAACGGUGCCGCUCAAGGGAAUAUAUGCACCACCCAUGGCUGUGUCACAGCAGCUGCCCGAAUCAUUCAGAACAUGGACCCAACAGCAGAGCCUUGCGAGAACUUCUACCAGUACGCCUGUGGAGGCUGGCUCAAUCGGCACGUCAUCCCGGAAACAAGCUCACGGUACAGCAUCUUCGACACACUGAGGGAUGAGCUGGAGAUUAUUCUCAAAGGUGUGUUGGAAACACCCAAACAGGAAGACAGAGAUGCCUUCCUGAAGGCCAAAGUGCUUUACAGAUCUUGUAUGAAUGAGAGCUUUAUAGAGCAAUUUGAUUCCUUGCCUCUGCUGGAGGUCCUGCAUGUGAUCGGAGGCUGGCCGGUGUCAUCUGAGGACUGGAAUAUUACCAAUGAGUCCAACUGGAGUGUUGAAGAAAAGCUCGCUUUACUGAAUUCUCGAUUUAACACACGAGUCCUCAUUGAUAUGUUCGUAUGGCAUGAUGACCGGGAUUCCAGCAGAAAUAUAAUUUAUAUUGACCAGCCUGGGUUGGGGAUGCCCUCUAGAGAUUACUACUUUAAUGACGGCAACUACCAAAGAGUAAGAGAAGCCUACUUCCAAUACAUGGUCACCAUAGCCAAAAUGAUUAGAGAAGAUAUGAAUGCAUCCAAAGAUGACAACUUUGUCCUGGAAGAAAUGAGAAAAGUUAUGGAGUUUGAAAUAAGAAUUGCAAAUGCCUCUGUUCCACAGGAAGAAAGACAUGACGUGACUCUGCUAUACAACAAAAUGACCAUUGCAGAGCUCCAGGAAAAGUAUGAGUUGAAUAAUUUUAACUGGACGCUCUUCAUCCAAGCUGUGAUGUCUUCCGUGAACAUUGCGAUCAGCCCCAGCGAGGAGGUAGUUGUGCAUGGAAUGCCCUACCUCCAGGAGCUAAAAGCCAUCCUUUCCACGCAUUCAGCCAGGACCAUCCAAAAUUACCUGGUUUGGCGCCUGGUGCUGGACAGAGUCAGUGGUCUGAGCCGACGUUUCAAAGAUGCCCGGGCAAGCUACAGAAAGGCACUUUAUGGUACCAUGCUGGAAGAAGCCCAGUGGCGGGAAUGUGUGAGUUACGUCAACACGAACAUGGAGAAUGCGGUCGGAGCCAUGUAUGUCAAGGAGACUUUUGCUGGAAAGAGCAAAAGGAUGGUCCGAGACCUUAUCGAGAAAAUCCGCGAAGUGUUUAUCGAGACGCUGGAUGAAUUGCAGUGGAUGGAUGAACGAUCAAAAGGGCAAGCCCGAGAGAAGGUUAUUGCCAUUAAAGAGCAGAUUGGCUACCCGGAUUACAUUCUGGAAGAUCAGAAUGAAAAGCUGGACCAGGAAUACACACAUCUGAACUUCAGUGAGAAUGAGUACUUCAAAAACAUCCUGCAGAACCUCCAAGCUGCAGCACAGAAAAGCCUGAGGAAGCUCCGGGAAAAGGUGGACCAAGACGUAUGGCUAAUUGGUGCUGCAGUGGUCAAUGCCUUCUACUCUCCCAACCACAACCAAAUUGUGUUCCCAGCUGGAAUCCUGCAGCCUCCCUUCUUCAGCAAGCACCAGCUGCAGGCGCUCAACUUUGGAGGCAUCGGGAUGGUAAUCGGGCAUGAAAUCACACACGGGUUUGAUGACAAUGGCAGGAAUUUUGACAAAGAUGGCAACAUGUUCGACUGGUGGAGCAACUUCUCUGCCAUGCACUUCAAGGAGCAGUCGCGCUGCAUGGUCUACCAGUAUGGCAACUACACUUGGGACCUGGCAGGAGGUCAAAAUGUCAGUGGAAUCAACACACUGGGAGAAAACAUUGCUGAUAACGGAGGCGUCCGUCAAGCCUACAAGGCUUAUUUAAAAUGGGUGGAAAAAGAAGGAAAGGAGCCGAGCCUGCCAGGACUGGAUCUCACCCACAAGCAGCUCUUCUUCCUCAACUUUGCGCAGGUGUGGUGCGGCUCCUACAGACCAGAGUAUGCCAGCCAGUCAAUCAAGACGGAUGGGCACAGUCCGCUAAAAUACAGGGUGAUGGGCUCCUUGCAAAACUUCGAAGCCUUUUCCGAAGUGUUCCACUGCAAGAAAGGGACGGUCAUGCACCCCACAGAGAAAUGCAGGGUUUGGUAA
Messenger RNA from Varanus komodoensis (Komodo dragon), 2483 nucleotides. RefSeq names its product membrane metalloendopeptidase like 1 (gene MMEL1). Gene Ontology annotation, biological process: protein processing. Bases 162 to 2483 code for a protein of 773 amino acids. The transcript has 23 exons. Gene Ontology annotation, molecular function: metalloendopeptidase activity. Lineage: Eukaryota; Metazoa; Chordata; Lepidosauria; Squamata; Varanidae. The record is from RefSeq and is a predicted model, not a curated record. Gene Ontology annotation, cellular component: plasma membrane.